Messenger RNA from Cheilinus undulatus (humphead wrasse), 1849 nucleotides. Its product is annotated as zinc finger protein 665-like. Lineage: Eukaryota; Metazoa; Chordata; Actinopteri; Labriformes; Labridae. Gene Ontology annotation, molecular function: RNA polymerase II cis-regulatory region sequence-specific DNA binding; DNA-binding transcription factor activity, RNA polymerase II-specific. The transcript has 3 exons. The coding region runs from base 109 to 1368 and encodes 419 amino acids. The record is from RefSeq and is a predicted model, not a curated record. Gene Ontology annotation, cellular component: PcG protein complex; transcription regulator complex. Gene Ontology annotation, biological process: regulation of transcription by RNA polymerase II.
GUAAACCGAAGUAAUCACAAGCGGGUGUUUUUAUCCAUUGGAGGAUGAUGGGAGUGAUGUCCCUGUUUUGUUUUGUUUUGUUUUGUUCUUUACUAGUAAAUAACAGAAAUGUUGCCUGUUGAUCUUCUCAGAGGUUUUGUGAACGAGAGACUAACGGCUGCGGCUGAAGAAAUAUUUGAGGUUUUUAAAAGAACUAUCGUCGAGUAUGAAGACGAGAUCAACCGUCAGAGGAGACUGCUGGAUAUCGUUUGGAAACCUCACGUUAAAUUACAGAGAAUAGAGAUACCACAACGACAUGUCUGUGAGGAGGAGGAGGUUCUGUCAGACCAGCAGCUCUGCUACCAGGAGAGGAACUCCAGCCUGGACCAACCUGAACCAUCAAUAGAGAACCUGCACAUAAAUUUACAUAAAAUAGAAAUCCUGGAGCAACAUGUCUGUAAGGAGGAGGAGGUUCUCUCUGACCAGCAGCUCUGUAACCAGGUGAAGAACUCCAGCCUGGACCAAGAGGACCCACAGCCUCCACAGAUAAAAAAAGAACUAGAGGAAGUCUUCACCAGUCAGCUUGAACUGAGACAGGGGACUCAAAACAUUAAACUGACUCUUACCAAUGAGGAUGGUGACAACUAUGAACCAGAAACAGACAUUGAUCACCAGCUCCCCGCUCAGAGCUCUCCCCUUACUGAGAACCAAGAUCCUGAAAGCAGCAGCAGUCAUGGACACUCAGUGUCUGCUAGAAAAACAAAGUCACUCAAUCAUUCAAGUCACUCUCUUAAAUCAUCAGACAAUGUUUGUGAUCCUGGCAGAGGUAAAAAGUCUUUAAAAUGUGGCACACAUGGUGAAGUUUUUAAGGAAAAGCUGUUUUCUUGCAAAACAUGUGGGAAAAGAUUCAGUAAUUCUGCAAACUUGUCUAGACACAAUGUAAUUCAUACAGGUGAGAGGCCACAUACCUGUGAAACAUGUGGAAAAGGUUUCAGACUUUACCAGGCAUUGAAAACUCACAUGGUGGUCCACACAGGUGAGAGGCCUUACUCCUGCAGCAUCUGCGGACGAAGAUUCACUCAGAGUUCAAACUUGGGUAGACACAUGAGCAUUCAUGACAACAUAAGGCCGUUUUCUUGCCAAACAUGUGGCAAAUCUUUCCGUGUGAAUUUUGAUUUGAAGGUCCACAUGAGAACGCACACAGGUGAUAUGCCGUACUUCUGCAGUAUCUGUGGCAAAUUUUUCAGAGAAAAUUUUGAUCUAAAAGAACACCUGAAUAAACACACAGGUGUGAGGCCUUACUCCUGCAGCAUCUGUGGAAAAAGAUUCUUUGCAAAAAAAACCUUGAACAGUCACUCUAAAAUUCAUUCAGGGAAAAAGCCGUUGUGACACAUGUGGCAAAUCUUUCAGAUUUAAAGGGAAUAUGAAAGCACACAUGCUAUCACACACUAAAGAAAAGCCUCACACCUGCAACACCUGUGGGAAAGGAUUUCGUUCCAAGUCCUCUAUGUAUAACCACAUUAAGAUCUUUCAUUCAGAUGACAAACAGUCUGGGAAGAAACCUGUGGAGCAAAUUAAGAGUUAGGCCUUUGCCUAAGGGCAACCUGACAAAAGGCAUGAAAAUUUUAAAAUAAUGCUGAGGUGAAUUUUGACACAUUAGAAAAUAUAUAUUAUGCAUAUUCUUAAAGCCACACUGUGGAAGUCUUCAGUGAGUUUUGCACUGUUCUCUGGUAAAAUGAGAUACAUAAGCGCUGGUGUUGUCAUGAUACCAGAAUUUUAACUUUGAUACUAAACUAAGUUUAGUAUCACGAAGCCUAAAACUAAAACCUGAUGGAUCAGAAGCAGGAUGUUCACAGGGGAUGGUCCCAUU